AUUCCUCUUCUGCCAGCAGAAGUUGUUUGUGUGUGCAUAUCAAGGACGGCGUCAUGUGAUUUGGAAAGAUUUCAAAGCAGAAACCACACUGUGGUUAGGUUUAGUGCCGUUUAGCAGGUGAACUAAAUCCUUUGAUUGAUUCUGAGACAAGAGCGCAGGAUGAUUCAUCCAGAUAGAGGACGUCUCCCUCUUUGUUGCACCUUUCUCUUUUGUCUCCUCGGUAAGUCAGCCAGUGAGAAUGAUUAACAUUUGAAUACAUUUUGUUGUUACCACAUUACAAAAUUUUCCUCAUCGCCUGUUGUGCCUUCCAUCUUUUCAGGUUGUGUGUCUGCAGAUGGGAUCAUAGCCACAGUGGGAACAGAUGUUACUCUGAUUUGCAACUAUGAUGCCACUUACUAUGGCAAGCUGUCUGCAUGUUGGGGUCGAGGAGCCAUCCCUAGCAGAGGCUGUGCCGGUGAGGUGAUCAGGUCAGAUGGGUCAACAAUGGUCAGCAGGCUGUCAGAGCGUUACCUGUUUAUGGGUAACCUGGAGGAGGGGGACGUGUCAUUGACCAUCAGGCAGGUGGAGGAGAGCGACUCAGGGAUUUACGGCUGCCGAGUGGAGAUACCGGGCUGGUUCAAUGAUCACAAACACCAGCAGACUCUGACCGUAAUGCCAGGUGGGAUGAACAUGUUAUAAGAGACUAAAAGUGAGGGGACAAAAGAUGUCAGUACAUAAAUGUUUUGAUACAGACGUAAAGAUGAAAUAUUCCUACAUUUCAGAAUCACAUUGCUUUAUUAAUGACCAUCAAAUCAAUAAAAAAAUAAGUCACUUUCUUGUCUUAUCUUUUCAAGGAUGACUCUACUCAAGUUUUAGGUCUGGAUAUCAUUGAAGUUUGUUUUUGUGAUUCUUUGUAGUGCGCCCUAAUCCCAUAAAGGUGGAGAUUAGAGAGGUGAAAGAAAGAACUGUCACUGUGCGCUGGACUCACGUGUUUGAUGGCGGCAGACCUAUUACAACCUACAGAAUCGAUCUCAAAAACAAACAGGGUAAGCACAAAAAUCUUCAUAAAGGUCUGACAUUGGAUCUUUACACCCAUUAAAGACAAACUCUGAGCAUGUUUAAUGUCUGUAUUUCCUUCUGCGCAGCAUCCUGGGACACUGCAGUAAAAACUGAAGUCUACAAUCCCGAACUGACCCAGCUGACUUUGGUGGAUUUGCGUCCAGCAAAGACCUACAGUCUGCGCAUGUUUGCUCUCAACAGUGUGGGCAUGAGCGAGCCCAGCAAUGUUCUGACGAUCAUGACCAAAGAAGCAGGUAGAGACUGUCAUGAUUUUACCGAAGGACAGUGAAUAGUUCUGGGCUCUUAUGAGAAAUUUUUAGAUGAUAGUGAAAAAGAUUGAAAUGAGGACUAAUGUCUCGUAAUGACAUACAGAGGCAAACAAGACCAUUAGCAAGAGGAUAACAUUUAUUGUUUUGGAUCAGUGUUACUACAGCCAGUUGAUAAAAGUCAGAUGAGUUAGUCAACACCAAACACCAGAAAGCACCUCAGAGUAUUUAGAGAUCACACUCUGAAUGUUUGGGUUUUAAAUUUUUUUUUCCCUUCAGCACCAGAGGGUCCUCCCCUGGAUAUGCAACUUGAGCCUCUCAGUCCUUACAGCAUCAAAGUCAGCUGGAAGGUAAUGUCUUCAUUUUUCAAACCAUUAUUUCUUUCCCACAAACAGUCAAGUGCACUCUCUUAAGAAAGGCUACAGAAACCUCUCAUAGCAUUACUCCAAACAUGCUCUCGUGCAAAUCAGCCUGUAUCACUUAUAUUUUAAAAGACAGGCUGUGUUAAAUUCUUCCAUUCUUCGCUGCCUGAAGUGAGUUUGUUUUCUCUCAAUCAGCCCCCAAGACCUGAUCAAAGAAACGGCGUCCUUCGGAGCUAUAGCAUCAGCUACAGAGAGUACGACCCUGAUGGCAGACAAUUUAAAAGAUGGCAGCACUUGAGUGUGACAGCCACACGAGAGGUAGAGAGUGUUCUUCUGAGCAACCUGAAGCCUUCUGCCUUCUAUGGCGUACUGAUACAGGCCAAAACUAACGCCGGUAUUGGACCCGCCUCGACCGCCCCUCUCUGCUCCACUCUUAAUGAGGGUAAGCAGUGAACUGGGGAGAAGAUCUGAAAUAUGACUGAAAAUAUGAUCUGUAAUACCAUUAUUAAUCCAGUCAAACAUUUUUACUUGUGUUUUUAUUUUAUUUUUUUAGUUCAGAAAACUUCAACACCUUCAACGAUCAGGUCGACCUCCACUGCUGCUACAAGGACACAAGACAGUUCAAGUUUAAAUCCACGUAUGUGUUGUCAGUUAAAAAGCACAUGUGACUUAAUGAUUUUGCAUGUUGAAAGCAGUAAGAAUAAUUCUUCUUAUUAUAGACUGAAAAUGUUUUGUCAUUGUCCAAAGCUCACAGAACUUCAACAGCUGAGGUUGUAACAGCUGCUACAGUCUGGAGAGAAGAAACUACGACUGUCACAACAGGUCUUUUUUUUUUUUUUUUCACAAGAAUAGACUUUAAAUGUUUUUUUUUACACCCAUCGAUUUUAUGCCACUCUAUUUUAACUUCUAUUGCUACUUUAAAAAACUCUCUUCCUGCACAUGUCUGUUCAUGACCAAAUUAGAUUGUGCUGUGAUUCUGUCAGAUUUCUGAACUUCUUUCACUUGUGAACAUUAGUGCCACCGGACCCCCCAGUGGUUGAGAUAGUCGAGGUAAAAGGAGGUACAAUUUCUCUUUUAUGGACCCCUGGAUUUGAAGGUGACAGCCCCAUAACCGGCUUUUACCUGGAGUAUAAAGCAGCCAACGGUAAGAGAACAUUUUGAGAUAAAGUUAAGUUGUUGCAACUUCACUGUAACUCAACUGUGAAUGCAAAAUCUUUGAACUUUCCGACACUGAGGAAUAAUCUGUUUUACAGCCUCAUGGGAUUACAGGAAGACAGUUGUAGACUUCAGUCCUGACCAAACAGAGGCCACAAUAAUAGAAAUAAAUCCCUCGACCUACAACAUCCGCAUGUUCGCCAAGAGCAGUGUGGGCAUCAGUAAAGCUAGUAAUAUCCUCACCAUCACCACAGGAGAACCAGGUGAUGUUUUUAAUAUCAUCAUCCUUUUCUCACUGCAUCAAGUUGUUUUCCUUUUCAGUGUUACAGUGGGUUCAUUUACAAUUAUUUCCUUCUUGAUUUCAAGGAAAGCAGAAUUAGUGAUCACUUUUUUUCACACUCAUGUUUUCCGAAAAGCAACACUUUCAAAACUUCCUCUCUGUGGUUGUGCUUGACAGGUCACAAGAGUGAUGAUCGCCUUACCACCGUAUCUACUGACACUCAUGCUGCUGUAAGUCUAAAGCCAAGUAUUUUUAAUAACAACAGUGUGGGAGAAAGUGUUCAUUGUUUUCACUUCAGGUAACAUAACACAGCUGCGAAAAUGCUCUCUUAUAUUUAAAAGUGCUGCAUUUAAUAUGUUACCAGAGUAAGAGUAAUUUUACAAUAGCAAAGAGAGUAAGCGACUGUGAUUCAUCUUUUGUCCAACCAACUGGAUAAACCCCUGGAAUUCAAAAUAAACCUUUACAAUAAUAAAUAAUUUUAGAAAGUUAAAAAGCUCACAUUUGCACACUGAAACCUUUGAAAACUUUGUAGGAAAAAAAAAAGCUAAGCAAAACAAUCCCAAGCAAAAUAUUUUCUAUUUGCUAUUCGACUUAUUGACAGUUAAACUUUACUGUCAGUCUAAAUGUGUGAUCUUCUUUGUUGGUUUUAAACAAAAGCAAAACACAUUUUAUUGUAUUCUUGUUAGAUUUUAAUGGGAUCUUGAUGUAAAACUCUGUGUUUAGUGAAGGAUAUUACGUCAACUAAAUGAACAGAAUCAGAAUCCAGUUCAGAAAACUUGAUUUAUCCUGGGGGAGAAUUUAGUACAGACACUUUAAACCACUAAAUAACAACACAUAAAACUGUACAUUUACAUAAUACCAUGUUGAUAUAUCAGUGAUAACAUAAGGUUGCUAGAUUAGAUUAGAUGGACGUCUGGAUGCAUGUUCUCAGAUAGCAGUGUGGACCAGGUCAAACACAUCUCCAGUCCACUUUUAUGGAUUUAAAUAUAUCAUGACAGUAGGUGGCCUUUAGCUUACCCAUCAGUUGAAGAACAAUCUGUUUUAAUGUUGUGCUCCCUGGUGGUAAAACCUGCCAAUGCAACCUUUAUCUUCACAAGCCAAGAAGCUCUGUAACUUCUUCAGCAGAGGGUAAAAAUGAACUCAUUGAAUUUCCCUCUGCUAGGCCAGCACUGAUGAGGGUCAUAGUGGUGGUAAACUGGCUGCCAUCGUGUUGCCAGUGGUGCUCGUGGUGUUGAUUGUUGCCAUAGCGACUGCGUGGCAGCUUCGGCGUGAGUAUUCAUCAAAAUGGCAAAAUCUAAAAAAAAAAGCAUCCUUCUUCAGGUUAAAACUCAAACUGUUUGUUUACAGGAAUGAAACAGAAAAAUGGAAGUCUGAACAUGUGAGUGGUGGCAGUAUUUACCAUAUUUAUCCAAUGUGAAUAUAGACACAUAAAAUGUCUUACCAUAACUUUCUUACAUACAAACAGGUGGCGGCCUGGUGGCGUGCUACGUUACAAAGGAGCUGAGUCACUACAAGAGCUGUAAAACUCUGAGUUUCUGGGGUUUUUGGUAAAAAAUGUGUUUUUCUUGAGCCUGCUGUUUUAUCACAGGAAUAACUGUUCAGGUGUAAUUACAGGUUUGCAACAUGCCUAACUGUUGUGUUUGAAAAUCACAGUCUCAUCUUUGAAUUUUUGAGUCUAAUGUUGUCUUCUAGCAGCACUUUCUGUAUGAGCUUUGAAUCAUUUUUUUGCCUUUUUUUUCCCCUAACAGCUGAUGUCACUAAAGCUCAUGUGCCAAAACUGUGUGGUCUAAACAACCAAGGUUUUAUUAAAGAUGUUGAACUAACAGUAAUAUUGAUACUACCUCAAGUGCAAAAUAAUACCAAAAAACAUGAUUUUAGAUAGAGGAUUUUAUUUUUUGCAAAAUACCCACUGUUUCAAAUAGUAUACUGUCCACUAGAUCGAUUAAAUGACCAUUUGAUUCUCAUUUAAUAAGAUUUUUUGUAAUUGUGACUGAAUCUGUAAUCUUCUCAUAUCACAUCUGACAUUUUUGUGAAUAGCAAAUAUGACCCAGAGUAUUUUUUUUUCCAACAAAGCGUAUGAUUUUGGCUUGUUAAAGGUUUAAAUAAAUUUUAUUAUCAGAUGGUGAUCAACCAGCUGCAAGAGAUGUGGCUGUUUGGAAAUAUGCUGAAUGAAACUAGAAAGUGAAAAAAAAAAAAAACUGUCCAACAACUCACAUAGUUUAGCAGCUGAGACCUCAAACACAUGACUUACAGUCAUUCUUAAAUGUUAAGUGAAUUCAAAGUUAUUUUUGAAAAAAAGAGAUCCAGUCCUUUCUUUUAACAACACUUGCAGGGAUAAAUGACUUUUGUGUUUCAAACUGUUCGAUAAAAAGACAGUUUGUUAAAUCACCAUCACUACAACUGACCACUCCUCACUCAGCAGGCAUACUGAACAUCAUCAGUCUUAUUAAAUUGUGGAUCUAACCAUAACCAUCAUUUAUUAAAUUGUAGAUAUAAACUCUCAAAGUUAUUAGUUCAUUUAUUUUUAAAGAAAGAAUAAAACUGUUCAGUUUUAUUGCAAAAA
This is a messenger RNA of Xyrichtys novacula (pearly razorfish), 5664 nucleotides long. The record is from the annotation of a GenBank genome assembly. Lineage: Eukaryota; Metazoa; Chordata; Actinopteri; Labriformes; Labridae.